AAUCUGAUUGGCUGAGAGGAUUCCAUCACUUCCUCGGUGUACCGGAAAUGGGUCACUGGAAAUCGAAGUGACGGCUAGCUUUACCGCCGCGCGAGAGGGAGAAUGGAUGCGUUAAAUAAACUUAAACAAUUUGACGCUUAUCCGAAAACUCUAGAGGACUUCAGGAUCAAAACAUGCGGGGGAGCCACGGUCACCAUCAUUAGUGGACUUAUCAUGCUGAUUCUGUUCUUCUCUGAGCUACAGUAUUAUCUAACUAAAGAGGUGCAUCCUGAACUGUUUGUAGACACUUCCAGAGGAGACAAACUAAGAAUCAACAUCGACGUAAUAUUUCCACACAUGCCUUGUGCCUAUUUGAGCAUUGAUGCCAUGGAUGUAGCGGGAGAACAGCAACUAGAUGUGGAGCAUAACUUGUUUAAACAGAGACUCGACAAAGAUGGCCAGCCAGUCACAGCAGAGGCUGAAAAACACGAUUUGGGGAAAGAUGAGGAAGGGGUGUUUGACCCCAGCAAGCUGGAUCCAGACCGCUGCGAGAGCUGUUACGGAGCUGAGACUGAUGAUUUAAAGUGCUGUAAUACCUGUGAUGACGUUCGGGAGGCGUACCGGCGGCGUGGAUGGGCGUUUAAGACCCCUGACACCAUUGAGCAGUGUAAGAGAGAGGGCUUCAGCCAGAAGAUGCAGGAACAGAAGAAUGAAGGAUGUCAAGUCUAUGGCUUUUUGGAGGUCAAUAAGGUGGCAGGAAAUUUCCAUUUUGCCCCUGGAAAGAGCUUCCAGCAGUCUCAUGUACAUGUGCAUGCUGUGGAAAUUCAUGAUCUGCAGAGCUUCGGACUAGACAAUAUCAACAUGACACAUUUCAUCAAACAUCUUUCAUUCGGCAAAGACUAUCCAGGAAUUAUCAAUCCCUUAGAUGGUACUAAUGUAGCAGCACCUCAAGCAUCAAUGAUGUACCAGUAUUUUGUGAAAAUUGUGCCAACGAUAUAUGUUAAAGGAGAUGGAGAGGUUGUUAAAACAAACCAGUUUUCAGUAACGAGACAUGAGAAAGUGGCCAACGGGCUGAUUGGAGAUCAGGGUUUGCCUGGUGUGUUUGUGCUUUAUGAACUGUCUCCGAUGAUGGUCAAAUUCACAGAGAAGCAGAGGUCUUUCACCCAUUUCCUAACAGGAGUUUGUGCUAUUAUAGGAGGUGUUUUCACAGUUGCUGGACUCAUCGAUUCUUUGAUAUACCACUCAGCACGAGCCAUACAGAAGAAGAUCGAGCUGGGCAAAGCAUCCUAGCACCGCACAGACACCGGGCGCAUGACUGUGUCUGGAAACCUCUGUGUUUUAAAGAGAAGAUGCCACAGUGAAAGCCCCCAGACUGUUUCUUGUUGUGGCCACAGAGAAGUAUCCGUCGACACGGGCCCCUCUCACACAAGCACAGGACCUGUGACUAAGACACUGGCCGACCGUAUUUUGCAGGACCGUGCGAGCGUUCGCAUUAGCGGUGCACCGAUGCAACAGUUGUUUACCUCUGCAAAUCAAAGCUUUCUUUCUCAGAUUUUGGCCUUUAUUUGUCCUUUUAUGAAUCACCCGUUGGUCGAUUUGGAAAAUUGUAGUCUUACCUUGAAACCAGUGUUUUCCUGCCCGAGUUUGGCGGACCGAACCAGCAGUUUUAACAGUCUUUGAAUGAGUUUGGGUCUCUACAAAAGAAUCAGAAGCAGCAGCCUUUGUCCAACUGGAAAAGACGCAAGCGAACUGUCGUCAAGCACACGAACUCCGUACGGAAACACAGAGACUGCAGUCUGUACAGAUGUUUGUUUUUUUGUAAUUGCACCUUUAACUCUAAAUUCAGGGGCUGGGGUGUGUGUGCGUGCGUGCGUGUGUGUGCGUGUGUUUGCAGAUGGGUGUUUGUAUGAGAGAGUUCUCGUCAUGUUUUGUUGCCGGUUUAUCUUGUGCGUGUGUGUGUGUGCGUGUGGGGAAAAAUGUAUUUAUAUUUUGAUUGUUCAAAGCAGUUUUUAAAAUGAGAAAUAAAUGUAACACUAAACUUCA
Molecule: messenger RNA, 2022 nt
Organism: Puntigrus tetrazona (Sumatra barb)
Lineage: Eukaryota; Metazoa; Chordata; Actinopteri; Cypriniformes; Cyprinidae
Gene: ergic3
Product: ERGIC and golgi 3
Exons: 14
Coding region: 103-1269 (388 amino acids)
Biological process (GO): endoplasmic reticulum to Golgi vesicle-mediated transport; retrograde vesicle-mediated transport, Golgi to endoplasmic reticulum
Cellular component (GO): endoplasmic reticulum membrane; endoplasmic reticulum; Golgi membrane
Source: RefSeq, a predicted model, not a curated record